Messenger RNA from Ostreobium quekettii, 2376 nucleotides. The record is from the annotation of a GenBank genome assembly. NCBI's taxonomy places the organism in Eukaryota, Viridiplantae, Chlorophyta, Ulvophyceae, Bryopsidales, Ostreobiaceae.
AUGGACGGGAUGCUGUCCACCGGCAUGCUGGCAUCCGUGUUCGCGCUGUCGGACACGGGUCAAGUCAGCAAGGAGCCGGUGAACGUGCAAUGCCUUGGUGUCAAGGAUAUACAAGGGAAAGACAGGCAGCCCAGGUUCAGGAUACUGAUCAGCGACGGUGUCAACUUUGGGAUGGCCAUGCUUGCGUCACAGAUGACGGACAAAGUGUCCAACGGCCAGCUUGUAGAAGGCUCCAUCCUGCGGUUGACUGACUACCUGCCGAACACUGUGAACGGCAGAAAGAUUCUCAUUGUCCUCCAACUGGAAGUUCUUGGGAGGUCUGGAAAGAUCGGCGACCCCCAAGCUUUGGAGCAGCGCGUUGGUAUGGCUGCGCCUGCACAGCACAGCAUGAACGGCGCUGGAGGUAACCUGAAUCAGAACUCAGCUCCAGCGCCUGGCAGCACGGGGCCUGGCAGCACGGGGCCCUACGGCCAGGGUGCCUGGCCAACAACGGGUAUGUAUGGCCAGGGGGGUUCAACCAGGCCGUCGGGCCAGAGCGGGGGGUACAGCAGCAACUAUCAGGACAGCCGGGGGCCUCCAGGCAGUGGGGCAGCCUCCUUUUAUGGACAGGGGCCCCAACGUGGUGGAGGUGGUGAUGCAGGCAAUUCUUAUCGAUCAAGGAAUGUGCAUGAAGGCGGGCCCUAUGGGCAGUCCGGUGGUGGACUGAACCCCGGGGCGGGGCCCCCGCAGUACAACAUGAGCCGUGGGGGUCCCAUCGCAAGGGACGAGACUCCUGCCAACAUCACGCCCAUCAGCAGCCUCAACCCCUACAUGAACAGGUGGACCAUCAAGGCACGCUGCACCUCCAAGUCAGACGUGAGGAGAUGGUCAAAUGCGCGUUCGGAGGGCAAGGUCUUCAGCUUCGACCUGCUGGAUGGGCAAGGGGGAGAGAUCCGGGUCACGGGUUUCAAUGACGAAGCAGACAGGUACUUCGACAUGGUUGAGACCGGUGGGAUCUACACAUUGUCCAAAGCGAGCCUGACGCAGAAGAAACCCCAAUUCAAUCACACCAAUCACCAGUUCGAAAUUCGGCUGGAGCGCCAGAGUGUGUUGGAGCGCUGCCCAGAGGACAACUCCACGUCUCAUAUACCAAGGGUUCAGUACCAGUUCAGGGACAUAGGCUCCAUUCAGAACCUUGAGGCUGGCACCAUGGUGGACGUGGUGGGAGUGGUGGAGCGCGUGGAGCCCUGGAGCAAGAUCACCAAAAAGAAUGGCGAUGAGGCCAUGAAACGACCUGUGAUAAUAAAGGACAAGUCACUCUUCUCCAUCGAGAUUACCCUUUGGGGAAAUUUCGUGACCAAUCCUGGUGAUGCCCUGGAGCAGGAGCUUCAAAACAACAGGCACCCAGUGAUCGCAGUGAAAGGGGCACGGGUUGGUGACUUUUCUGGAAAGAACUUGUCGACCAUCAGCAGUAGCCAAGUUGACGUCGACCCCACAGAUGUGCCAGAGGUUGCCACGCUUCGCCAAUGGUUCGAACAAGCAGGCGGUGAUCAAGUCCAGGUAGCUUCGCUGAGCAACAUGAGGGGCAGUGGUGGUGGACACAAUUCCCCUCGUGUGACUCUGGAUUCGAUCAAAGGCAUGCUGGGCGCUGAUGGCCAGGCUGCUUACUGUCAGGUGGCGGCCACAGUCUUCUUCAUUCGCAAUGAAAACAUGUACUACCCUGCGUGCCCCCUGGAUUUCAAUGGACGGCAGUGCCACAAGAAGCUGAGAGAGGAGUCCGUGGAUCGAUGGGUGUGCGAGAGGUGCCAGAACAAUGUUGAGAGGCCCUUGUGGAGGUAUCUGCUGUCCUUGACCCUUAAAGACCAAACGGGGCAGCAGAUCGUGACAGCCUUCGGCGAGCAGGGGCAGGAAAUCUUGGGAAUGAGUGCUGACAGCCUGAAGGAGCUGGAGGGGUCCCCUGAUUUCGACAAAGUCGUUAUGGCGGCCAACUUCAGCGAGCGACUGUUCACUCUGCGAGUGCAUGAGGACUUCUACAAUGACGAGAAGAGGACAAAGGUCUCGGUGGUGCGGCAAGAGCGGAUCGACUGGCAGAAGGAGUCAAAGGUGCUCAUGAGCGAAAUACAGUCGCUCAGCGGCGGUGGCACACCCCAGCAGCCCCCAGGCAGCCAGCAGCUGUACCAACCACCCCCGGCACACAAUGCUGGCGGCCAGUCCCACGGGGCACCACAGGCCGGAAUGGGCGCUUAUGGAGGCAGCAACAGCUACAGCUCCAUGGGCGGCCCCUCUGCCGGGAUGAUGGGCGGAGGUAUGGGGUACAACCGGCAGCCGAACGGCACAUCAGCUUGGCAGGGUGGCCAAGGGGGUGCAGGGUUCAAGCGGUAUUCUGAGGCAUGGUAG